Messenger RNA from Aphis gossypii (cotton aphid), 1140 nucleotides. RefSeq names its product syntaxin-10. The coding region runs from base 433 to 873 and encodes 146 amino acids. NCBI's taxonomy places the organism in Eukaryota, Metazoa, Arthropoda, Insecta, Hemiptera, Aphididae. The transcript is spliced from 4 exons. The record is from RefSeq and is a predicted model, not a curated record.
UAAUAUGAUGUGAAUAUGUGGUGCAUUUAUUUUUACAGAUAAAUGAUAAUAGAUAUUUUUUAUCAUAGACUAUUCCUUAAGUGUACAUAUUGACCACCUGUUCUCGUUUUUUUUUUCCAUAAUUUAUCACAUUUAUGUAAUAUGUUUUCUCGAACAAUUUCCUUUAUCCUUUAAUCAUUUUGUCAAUUAUUAACCUUUGUCACUAUUAUUGUGAGUAGUUUACUCUAUAUUUUAUAAUCUAUUUGUUUUAUAGUUAAACCAUCAUUAUAAUUCUACUAUUCGCUUGUGUGUACUUACUACCGAUAAUCUACAUCACAUACUCUAAUUAACAUUUCUAUAUAAAAAAGUUUAUGUAAUCUAUCGGCUUGAUAAUAUUAAAUUUUUUUUUUAAAUUUUAAAUUCCUCAACAAUUACAAUAACAUACAAAACAAUAUGAUGCCUAGAGGAAAAAAUGGUUAUUCCUGGGAAUUAAACUCAGGAACUCAAGAUAGUGAGCCUUUACUAGAAAGAGAUACUGAAGAUCCAGAUGAUGUGUUAUUUACAUCCCGCCCAGGCACAUCAACAUUUGUAGCUGAUAUGCUCAGUUCACACUCUCAUAAGAUGAACAAUCAACAUAAUAAACUUGACCUCAUAUCUAAUUCAGUAAAAACUUUGAAAAAUGUUUCAGAAGAUAUAAGUGUUGAGUUAGAUCAUCAAAAUGUAAUGCUUGAAAAUUUAAGCACUGAAUUAGAUAAAACAGAAUCAAGAUUAGAUAUGGUAUCGAAAAAAGUAGCACAAGUUCUACAAUUGUCUGAUGAUAGAAGACAAUGGAUGGCAAUUGGAAUUUUAGUUGGUAUUAUUAUAAUAACCAUCAUUCUUUUAAUUAUUUUAUAAAUUUUGUUCAAAUAUUAUAUUUGGUAAAAAAGACUGAUUUUAUUUAUUUAAUAUUUACUUUUCAUAUUAAAUAUAUAACACAUUAUUAUGAUAAAUGUGACAUAUGUGCCUACAUUUUAAUAUUCAAGAAUCUAGUCUAAAUUAUAUUAUACUAUUAUCACUUAAUUUAUUGUUUUUUUGAAUAUACAUAUUUUAUUUUAUAGCUUUACAAUAUUAUAAUAUUAUUAUCUAUGAUGAAUUAAUAAACUGUUCUUGAUUGUUCAGCAA